Molecule: messenger RNA, 626 nt
Organism: Solanum tuberosum (potato)
Lineage: Eukaryota; Viridiplantae; Streptophyta; Magnoliopsida; Solanales; Solanaceae
Product: (+)-neomenthol dehydrogenase-like
Exons: 3
Coding region: 191-574 (127 amino acids)
Cellular component (GO): membrane
Source: RefSeq, a predicted model, not a curated record
UUCACAUUCUUUCUCUCUCUUUUUUUGUUAUUUUUUUUAUUUCAUGUAAUGUAUUUAUUUAUCCAUCAAAUUUAAUUACACCAGUAGUAGAUAGUAGAACAGAAAUUAGGCCUUCAAUUGCCAACCCCAUUUUCAGAUUUGUUUUACAGGAUUCCAAAGGAGAAAAGGUUAGAAACAUUGGACUUAAGUGAUGGGAGACGUUUGUAAGUAUGCAGUUGUUACUGGAGCAAACAAGGGAAUUGGCUUCGAGACUGUUAAGCAGCUCGCCAAUUCAGGUGUAACGGUUGUCUUAACAGCCAGAGACGAAAAGAGAGGAACUGAAGCAACAUCCUUGCUGAAUGAACAACUUGAUGUUGAUGCUCAGAGCAUUGAGUCCUUAGCAAAGUUCAUACAAACACAAUAUGGGAGGCUUGAUAUUCUGGUAAAUAAUGCAGGAGAUUCUGGAGUGGUACCUGAUGAAGAUGUCCUAAGGCCCAAGGGCCAUGAACAUGUAUCUUGUAGACUGGGUAAGAUAAUUUGCUACAUGCUUAGGUCUUGUUUUUUAAUGCGAUUCGAUCUCAUAUCUAAGCUUUGAGGUAGGCGAUAGUCCCCGUGUGUGGUCUGAUCUUGCUCUGACAGACAACUCA